This is a messenger RNA of Lodderomyces pseudojiufengensis, 630 nucleotides long. RefSeq names its product GET complex subunit. The record is from RefSeq and is a predicted model, not a curated record. Gene Ontology annotation, biological process: tail-anchored membrane protein insertion into ER membrane. The transcript has a single exon. Gene Ontology annotation, cellular component: GET complex. Lineage: Eukaryota; Fungi; Ascomycota; Pichiomycetes; Serinales; Debaryomycetaceae. Bases 1 to 630 code for a protein of 209 amino acids.
AUGUUUUCCAUUGAUAUUGAUCCAUAUAAUAUAAUACUUAUAUCAAUAGUAGUAUUAUUUCUACAAAAAAUAGUUUCAAUUAUAGGCAAACAAACAAUUCAAAAUCAUAUCUCAAAUUUUUAUUUCACUCAUGUAAAUAAAAAUUCAUCAUUUAAAGAAUAUACAACAAAACAACAUGAAUUAUCUCAAUUGAUUAAACAACAAAAAUCUAUAAGUGCUCAAGAUGAAUACGCCAAAUGGACCAAAAUUAAUAGAUCAAUAGACAAAUUGAAACAAGAAUUAAUUAAAUUACAAGAAAUAAAUUCAUUAGAAAAAUCAUCAAUUGAUAAUAUAACUAAAAUUGCAAUUACUAUCAUUACAACAAUACCGAUUUGGUUUUUAAGAAUAUUUUGUAGGAAAAAUGCAUUAUUUUAUUUAAGAACUGGUAUUUUUCCUAAUUAUUUAGAAUGGAUAUUAGCAUUACCAUUUUUUAAAAGUGGUAUAAUUGGAUUAACUUGUUGGAUGUUUUGUGUUAAUUAUGUUUUAGAUAAUUUAGUAUUUCUUAUUAAAUUUCCAUUUGAAAAUUCAAUUUCUAAACCAAUUGCACCAAGCAAAGAUGAGGAAUCAACCAAAGUAAAAGAGAUUAAAUAA